AUGUCUUCCGUAUCCACGCUCCGAGAGCUUGCAAAGCAGGUCUCUGAAACCAUUUCAGACGACGAUUUGUCCGGUAGUACGUUUGCUAUUGGCGGCGAGGUUCCUAUCGAGCAGCCUCAAGGCGAUUCUAGCCCUACAGCUCAGGUCGCAUCUUCUUCGGUCGUUCUUCGGUGGGACAAUCCAGCGGAACAUCCUGGUCCCCAACGAGUGUCUUUCCCAGUCGCUUCAGAUGACGACGCCGUCGCGUUCAAGCACCUCCUCAAAGCCUCUGAGAAGGCUACAUUCGGGCUCAACGGACGGCACUAA
Messenger RNA from Colletotrichum abscissum, 306 nucleotides. Its product is annotated as oxidoreductase. The transcript has a single exon. NCBI's taxonomy places the organism in Eukaryota, Fungi, Ascomycota, Sordariomycetes, Glomerellales, Glomerellaceae. The record is from RefSeq and is a predicted model, not a curated record. The coding region runs from base 1 to 306 and encodes 101 amino acids.